Somion occarium is the source of this 3863-nucleotide messenger RNA. The record is from the annotation of a GenBank genome assembly. Lineage: Eukaryota; Fungi; Basidiomycota; Agaricomycetes; Polyporales; Cerrenaceae.
AGACAUUCAGGAUACAUACAGGUAUUUCUUUCUUACGAUUAAUUUGCUCGACAGCGGAGUCCUGUUUUCUUGGCGCUAAGAGUUGCAUUCUACUGCCCGUACUUUACGACUAUCACGACCGUUGUUUUCUCUCCACAUUCCGCGGGAGAAUCUCGCAACUAAGGCACCAUGGCUUUCCCUAUUCCUACGCACUUGCCACGCAAGCGUGACAAUGAUGUUUCGACAAACCUAUUGUCCAAGAUGUCAGAUACCCCAUCCAAGUCUCUGACUUAUGAGGUGGCGUCGUCUUGGGUCACUGAACUGGACAACACGAUUCGCGAGACAAAGCGAAGGAUACAUGACCGUAUUCAAGCGGAUCUUCCUGCUUUCGAGAGUCAGCUUAUUUCUGCAAAAUCCGUGCAGGAACGUUUGCAACAGCUGAGCAGCAAUGUGGACGAGUUGAGCAAGUCAAUAUCGGAUGCCGAGUCAGGCUUGAUACCCAGACUUGUCAUGACCCUCACACAACAUGCGACGCUGGCGCAGGACGUGUCGGAUUCCGAUGUUAGAUUCAACGCUCUGUUACAUCUUUCUCAGUGUAAGAAGCAACUAGGCGAGCUCACCUCGUUGACGCAACAAGGCAAACUGCCCGAAGCUGUGCAAGCAAGUGAAGUUAUGGAUAGACUUCUUGCGGAAUGUCCGGAACCAUUAGACAGUGCGGAAGUAAUGCAUAACCUAAAGCGUACAGCCAGAGCUGCGAAGGAUCGUGCUCUUGAACAACUGAACGAAGCCUACUCGCGGUGUAUUGUCAUCUCUGCUGAGGAGUUCCUUAUCCGAACGUCCGUGCUAGUGAGACAGUCAGAUACGAUACUUACCCUCCCGUCGAUACUUUCCUCCAUUCCUCCGGCAUCCCUGUCCUCUCAUAUGAACACCCUCCGGAGAGACUUGACGAUGCUUUACAUCGACUUCAUUUGCAAGCAACCCGCAUCUAUCUCCGUGGCUUCGCACAGCGCUGCAGUGGCACCAUCAGAGUAUAAGUUGUCUAUUUUUCCGGCUCCCCCAACAACACAUAACCUCGUUUCGAGGAUCGAGAACCUUGCUGCUGUUCUGGACUUCCUACGUGACCAUCUUUUCCCUCAUCUACCCUAUUCGUCAUCGUUCGCGUUGUCGCUUUGCAAACCAAUCACCACGGCUCUCCUCAAUCAUCUUCUUGUUCCGUCUCUUCCUUCGUCUUUGGAUGCGCUUCCGUCAUUCCUCCAGCUUACACACCGAGCCGUGGAGUUCGAAAGGGAUUACAUUUGUGGCGUACUUGGAGAUACAUCACCUGAGAAGGACGUCAAGGCCUGGGCUGAUGCUGUCGGUACUCACUAUGAACGCAGGAGGAGAGUGGAUCUCCUGGAACGCGCGAGGGCGAUUAUCACUCGAGAGGACAACAUUAGUGAUGCCUUUCGAGUGGAGGUCAUUGUCGCGGAAGAAGCUUCCCCGAAGAAACACUUGAUGGAUGCCACUGUUGCACCUAAGACCGUUCCUCCCGUUGAGGAAGAAGCAUGGGACUUCGAAGAAGAGUCGUCUACUCAAGAUUUCUCAGAGGAAAAUGGUUGGGAUUUCGAGGAUGAUGUUGAGGCCAAACAGGAGACAACAGGAGGUUCAUCUGCGCUGAACGACAAUCCUCCACCUAACGAAGAAGAUCCUGCUGAUGCUUGGGGAUGGAAUGAUGAUGAUGAGCCUACACCUCCGGAUGAGAAGGAUGGAUCGACGGAUUCCUCUGCCUGGGAUGAUCCAUGGGGAGAUGAGCCUUCAGUACCCAAGCCUGCCGUCGUGGCUAAACCCGCUACAAGGUUGGAGAAGGUGUCAAACAAGGGGAAGAGCUCCGCCACUUCGUCUGCGGUACAAUCUCCAGUGCCAACAGCUGCACCCCCGCCUACACCGGCUAUGCCUUCUUUGGCGAAACAAGGCACCCGUGAUCUGGGGACCCCUCAGCAAUAUGCAGAAAAGGAAUCAUACCUCGUCUCUGGCCGCUCGCAGGAGCUCGUUACCUUGGUGGAGGAUGUCCUUCGCGAAGCUGCCGAAUUGGCAAAGUCAAAAAUACUUCCUUCGGACUCACAACGUUCGCCGGUUGGAAGCAUUCUAGGUCUGACAUCGUCCUUCAUUCUGGAUCUCUAUCGUGCUCUGUAUCCAGUUACCUUUUCUAACGCCCUGUCAACGUCGCCAAAGCGAGCUAUGUUCUUCUCAAAUGAUUGCCUCUGGUUGAGUGGAGAAGUCAAGCGGAUAUCAGCUCUUGGCUCUGUACCCUCACCGACGAAAGAGAAACUCAUCCAAGGCCAAGAGCGAUUAAAGGUACUCGAGGAGAGUUGGUUCGAAGAUGUCGUGGAUAAUCAAUGCCUCAAGGUGAACGAGAUCCUAGACGGAACUGAACGCUUCAGAGACACAGCAGACCAAGACAGAUAUGAUGAAUCUGAAAGCGCUAUGAAUGAGGUAUUGCAGGAUAUCCGUCACUUUGCCAGGGAGGUCAAGCCGGUCCUUACCAAGACCAAGUACUUCAAUGCAAUUGGCUCUAUUGUGGAUGCUGCAUUGUCUCGAGUUCUCAGUGAUAUACUUGCCCUGUCGGAUAUUCCUGAAGUGGAGUCGCACAAGCUCAGCGAGCUCUGUCGUAUUCUCAAUGCUCUCGAGUCGUUAUUCGUUGAGGAUUCUAAUCAUCCUUCGUUCGUUGUUGCGUAUGUCCCUUCGUGGCUGAAGUUCUCGUAUCUUUCCGAACUCCUGGAGGCAUCUAUUGCGGAUAUCUCAUACCUGUUCGAAGAAGGCGCACUGGUCGACUUUGAGAUCGAAGAGCUCGUGAAGUUGGUGAAGGCUCUCUUUGCUGAUACCCCACUCAGAGCCAACACCAUCAACAAGCUGAUGCAAGGUCAUCCUAUCCGGUCGUGACAUGUUCGGUGCUGGAUAUUUCUUGGUUAUUCUUGUAUACUUGUGGGACGGCAGGUAUUCUACUGAAGCACUUGCAGUUUAGUCGAAAUCAUAGCGAGUUGCGCAGUCUCAAGUCCCUCUACAGAAUAUUGAACAUUAAUUAGUAUGAGCGGUCCUUUGAGAAAGCUGUUUACUGCUAUUUUUUGGUCUCAUCAUUUAUAGGCUGCUCACACAACGAUCGCGUCUUGGCUUGGCAAUCGGGCGUCCUUUGUUCUUGCAGUAUCUUGUUAGGAUUGACGAAGUACUUUUUGCUUCUUGCACGUGUCGAAUCUCUACAGCGAGAGGGAGAUGGCGAUCAUUUUAACAGACUUCCUGAGUUUCUCAACGACCAUGCCUUUCUUGAAGACGUGAGUUCUAGACCUGCUCUAAAGCGUCUGACCAGUUACUUUUUCCUGUCUUCACAAGUUCCUUUCACCUGCCACAGCUCGAAAAGGCCUGCGGCAGCCAGAAGCGCAUCACAUUUGACGAUGAACGUCUCUUUGCCUCUACUUGUCUUCGUACGCAGUAUUGUGACCGCCUUCACUACCCACAACGCAUUUGCGAUAGGACCUUCCUUCAGUGAUCGAGAGCGAUUCUUAUGCCUAUACCGGCUAUAGGGAUGGAACACCGCCCGAUGGACAGCACAGCACAGUCUCUUCCGCGAUCCUGUGUGCAUGAGCUGGAUCGCCGAGAUCUGUAGUGCACAGCAUGCGCCGCGCAGAUAGAAUAUACUUCGUUCGAGACCUUUGCAUUCAUACUUACUGCGAUGAGGUCUGAAUCGAUGAUUUUGACCUUUUUGUAGUUUGGGGCAAGCCGGUUUUGCCUGUUCAACGUGACCAAGCCCACGGACGAGCUGUUAAAUCGCGCUUGUACUUUAUUUGACAUCGGUCCUUUGGAGUCCGACAGUUGUCUAGUAGGCUUUUGAUCUAAGUCCUAUAACUCGCCUU